Molecule: messenger RNA, 2654 nt
Organism: Meriones unguiculatus (Mongolian gerbil)
Lineage: Eukaryota; Metazoa; Chordata; Mammalia; Rodentia; Muridae
Gene: Tmem44
Product: transmembrane protein 44
Exons: 13
Coding region: 721-1794 (357 amino acids)
Source: RefSeq, a predicted model, not a curated record
UCUUGCAGUGGUUUGGCCAGGUAGCUUGAACCCAACCCUGUAGCUUGGGCUCUGAGAGUGAAGCCUCCAGGUCGUCAGCCACCCUGUCCCCAUGCACAGAGCUCCGGGGAGGUGCCGCCCAACUGUACCCAGGCGGAAGAGAGGAGAGGAUGCAGCAUCCCUCUAUCCCCACUGCUGCGUCUGCUCAGUGGACCGCCCCCUCAGACUUCCCGUGAGGUUCAGACUCUGCAGUCCCACUGCCUAGAGACUCGAGUCCAGCAAAGACACCCUGGGUUGCGUUUCCUCACGUCCUUGGUCCCUGCCUGCCCCACUCCCUAAGGCAGGUCCUGUUACCGCUUUCUAAUGAGGUGCCUCCUUACUGACCAACACCGUUGAGCAUGCUUGCGGAGGUUAAGCAGCGCCCUGAGAAUGCCUGGAUGUGCAGGCUUGAGAGCUGGCCUUCUAGCUUCCACCCUGUCUCUGUUCUCUGGACUCCACCACUCCUGAACCCCCUCAGCCUGGGUCUGUCUGCAGAGACUGGAUCUUCUUCCAUGGUUUGGUGUGUGGGCUAGCUUAAGGAUUCUCUACCUGAGAUGCACAAAGAAAUGUGGCCAGGACCAGUCGACACUGUACGCCGCGCUCUGCCUCCUGACGAGCCUGUGUGACACUGUGGGGGCUAUUCUGGCCAGACAGCUCACAAUCCAGGUGUUCACUGGGGCCUACCUAGCGGUCGUCGACUUCAUGACCUUUAUGUCCAUUCUCUUCCCUGUCUGUGGAUCCAAAUCCAAGGCGAAGUCUGGUCGGCGCAGCAGGGAGAGGAGAAGAAGGCAUCUUAGAGCCAGUGUCUUUGCCCUGGCUCUGCCGCUGAGCCUGGGUCCAGGCUGGGCAAUCUGGGCUGCUCUCCCAAAGGCUUCAGCUCCAGUCCGAGGGCCACAGAGGAGGCUGCUGGGAAGCCUUCUGCAGGAAAACCCGGAAGUCUUUGGCUACCUCUUGGGUGGCAUUGCUGCCCUUGGCUCCUGGGCAUCUCGGAUCCCUCCAUUCUCCAAUAUCUGUCGAGGGAAGUCACUCUCCUACAUCCACCUGUGGACUCGGUUCCUGUCAGCUCUGGCUGGCCUCCUCUACGCCUCGGCCAUUGUGGCCCACGACCGACAGCCCGACUACCUCCUCCAGGCCACACCCUGGUUCCUGAUUUCAUUGGGCCGAGCUGCACUGGACCUCGCUAUCAUCUUUCUGUCCUGUGUGAUAAAGAGCAGGGUGAGACGAGCCUUCAGAUUUGCUGCCGAGGCCAGAGAGAGCGCCGACACACAAGCCCUUUUGACCUGUGCAGAGAAGGAAGAAGAAAGCCAGGAGGCCAGAACCGAGGACAAGAAUUCAGAUUGGGUACCUCUCACCAGCCUGUCACACUGCAAGCCUCUGAGGACAAUGACGGCAAUCAGUCGAUACAUGGAGCUGACCAUUGAGCCUGCACAGCCGGCAGGCUGCAGUGCCACCAGGCUACCCGGUGACGGACAGACAAGCAGUGGCGAUGCCCCCUUGCAGGAGCCUCCCUCCUACCCUCCCAUCCAGGUCAUCCAGGCCAGAGUGUCCUCCAGCAGCUCUUCCGAGGUCUCCUCCAUCAACUCCGACCUGGAGCAGAAGUAUUGGGAAGCCCUAAACUCGGAGCAGAAAGUUCCUGGCCAUCCUCACAGGACAGAACAGGCCCCUGCUUCCACCAUGAGCCCCCGGCUCCGAGGUGGGACCCUGAAGAUGUCAACCUUGAAAGGAACAAGGACAACACGGAGCCCUUUAGAUCCCAGGUGCACAGGGCCUCCCUGAGCCCAGUGGACUUGACCUCUGAUGACUAGCAUCCUCAAGAGCCAGUCCAUCAGUUCAGAACUGAAGGUCAGGCAUCUGCCAGUGACUAGAUGGAGACUCACCUACAGUGCCACCCGUGGUAGGAGUGGAAGCCGCUGCAGGAGCCUCCCGGGGAGUGAGGAACCCCGAGCUGUUACCUAGCUUGGCUAGUCUACACCCUGGCUCAGAACAGAGCUAAGGCUGUGGCACGUGUGGACAGAUCUGCACAUGCCCAGUUUAAUCUAAUGAUUAGACUCUCACAGAUGGAGCCUGUUUGUAAAGAUAAGCUUUCUUCCAAAUGAAGCAGGAUCUACUCAUGAGAUUCAAGCAUAAAUAUUGUUCACCAAGAGCAACUAUUUGGAUCUCAGCAGGAUGCACUCUUCAGCACUCAACCAGGUGAAAAGAGUGGGUCCAGCAGCUAGGAGACCUGGGCACAUACACAGUAACCGGCUUCUGCCCUCUGGCCACUGAUGUACUGACGUAGCCGCUGCAUGUUAUAUAGGACUGCCUGGUUAACUGAUAACGUGGACUAUCACUGCCAGGGAAAGGGCAACCACUAUCUGAUCUUGAUAACAGGACUCCCUCCAGCUUGGCAAAGUGUGUGCUGAGGCUGGGUUUGCACAUGAUGGAGUCCUGAGUGUUUCAGCAGGUAACAGAAAGAACAAAGUGGAUAAGGGCACUGUGCAAACUGCAAUCACAGCAUGGCGAGGAUAUUCGAGAAUGAUUUUUUUAAUACUGUGACCAUGAGUGAGGAGGAAAGAGUGAAGGCAAAGGGGCCAGGCAGGAGCAAACACUGGAGUGACUCACUUUUGGUUGAAUGAAUUAAAAAAUGUCUCAUGGUA